CUACAUGCGCCGGGACCAAGACACAAGAUCGCAACAGUGCGCUACCGACUAGAGCUGAGCUUUGACUAGCUGCCCCUUUGACUGACUUCUGAUUUCAGAAGUUACGCGCAGACCUCGCAAUCAUGAUUAAGAAAAUGACACCCGCGGAGAUCGAGUUCGACAUCCCUGCCAAAAACUGCUACAGGAUGGUGAUUAUGGGAUCUACCAAAGUUGGGAAGACGGCUAUCAUUUCUCGGUUUCUCAAUGAGCGCUUUGACGACCAGUAUACACCAACCAUUGAGGACUUCCAUAGGAAGUUUUACAGUAUCCGCGGGGAUGUGUACCAGUUGGACAUUUUGGACACGUCAGGGAACCACCCGUUCCCUGCAAUGAGAAGACUAUCUAUUCUGACAGGUGAUGUAUUCAUCCUAGUCUUUAGCCUGGACAACCGAGAUUCCUUCCAAGAGGUGCAGCGUCUCAAAAAGCAGAUACUGGAAACCAAAUCUUGUUUGAAAAACAAAACGAAAGAGAACACUGCCGUACCUCUGGUCAUCUGUGGAAACAAGUGCGACCGAGAGUUAUACCGGGAGGUCAAGGAUGAGGAGAUAGAGCAACUGGUUGGUGGAGAUGAGAACUGCGCCUACUUUGAGAUCUCAGCCAAACGGAACGCAAAUGUGGACCAGAUGUUCAGCAAACUUUUCACCAUGGCCAAGCUUCCCAGUGAAAUGAGCCCGGACCGCCACCGGAAAGUCUCCGUGCAGUACUGUGACGUGCUGCACAGAAAGUCGUUCAGAAACAAGAAAUUAAAAAACGGUGACGCAUAUGGCAUUGUGGCCCCGUUCGCACGUCGGCCAAGCGUACAAAGUGACUUGAUGUACAUCAGAGAGAAAGCCGUCGGCGGGGCACAGAGCAAAGACAGGUGUGCUAUCUGUUGAACUUCUGACCUUGACAGAGGGGUGAAGAACACAAAAAAAGCGACAAAGCCAAGUGAUGAGCUGAGAGGACUCUACUUGGGCGCCCAGGUCUGAGUGAACCAAGCUCUUAGCCAUGUUUGCGGUCGCAGAAGGUGACAAGGGUGAAGUGGUCAUGGUCAGUUAACAUGACAUCCCGCCUCCCGACUCAGGGUGACACGUCGGGUCAAAAUGCAUCCGGGACAGUAUUCUAUUAUGUAUUUUUACUCUGCAUUUCCGAAGAGAAGAAUGUACAAUCCCACCAAACGGGUGUGACAAAGGACACGUGUUUACAUUUUGCUAUAUUUUGUAAAAACCGAAUUUUACUUGAUUGCUUUAUUGCAUUAUGAACAAAUGUGAAUCCACAUGAAUGUAUAUUUAUUCUUAUAUGUCAACGUUUACUUUUCCUAUGAAAAAGUAUUUCUAAAUAAA
Molecule: messenger RNA, 1361 nt
Organism: Clupea harengus (Atlantic herring)
Lineage: Eukaryota; Metazoa; Chordata; Actinopteri; Clupeiformes; Clupeidae
Product: dexamethasone-induced Ras-related protein 1-like
Biological process (GO): signal transduction
Molecular function (GO): G-protein beta-subunit binding; GTP binding; GTPase activity
Source: RefSeq, a predicted model, not a curated record